Messenger RNA from Torulaspora delbrueckii, 1746 nucleotides. RefSeq lists its product as uncharacterized. The record is from RefSeq and is a predicted model, not a curated record. Gene Ontology annotation, biological process: transmembrane transport. Gene Ontology annotation, cellular component: membrane. Lineage: Eukaryota; Fungi; Ascomycota; Saccharomycetes; Saccharomycetales; Saccharomycetaceae. The coding region runs from base 1 to 1746 and encodes 581 amino acids. The transcript has a single exon.
AUGUCGAUAAACCUGGGGGCUGCGAUUUACAUAUCGUUGAAACCUAUACUGAAAAUUUAUUCCAUUCUGAUAGUAGGCUACUUACUGGCCCGGUAUGAUAUUGUAUCGAUGGAAUCUUCGAGAGGUAUUUCGAACAUGGUUGUGAAUAGUAUAUUGCCCUGCCUAACUUUUAACAAGAUUGUUUCCAACAUUUCAGAUAAAGAUAUCAAAGCGGUUGGUGUUAUCGUUCUUUCAGCGGUGCUGUUAUUUGCAGUUGGUGGCUCCUGUUCUUUGCUAGCUAGAUUAGUGACACCUGUACCCCAGAAAUGGUUUUGGGGACUUUUAUUUGCAGGCAUUUUCCCUAACAUAUCUGAUCUGCCUAUCGCAUACGUCCAAAGUUUAAGUGGUGGAUUCCUAUUCGACGCAGCUUCAGCAGAGAAAGGUGUUGCGUACUGUUGUAUAUUUUUGAUCUCUCAAAGUUUCUUGAUGAUGAAUUUUGGCCUCUGGAGAUUAGUUGGCCUUGAUUUCAAGAGUGAUCAGGACUCUGAACUGGAAGAGGGUCUAAAUAAUGCUACCCCGGAUUCAUUAUCUAAAAGCAGUUCCCAACGCUUGAAUACUACGGCUAGGUCUACUCCACGAGAGAGUCAAGAAUCCUAUGAGUUGCGAAGUAUGAGCAGUAAUGCCAUUGAGAGUGAUAGUCAGGAAGAAGCUUCACGAAAUGGUCUUGAAGUACAUUCGUUAGCUGAGUCUGUGAAAAGUCUUACUGGGAUGCCAACCAUACGAACCACGACGACUUCAAGGACGCCCAGAGCUUUCUCGACAACUUCGAGCCCUAGUGCUUUGGAGAGCUCGAGGAUUAAGCCUUACUAUACUGCUGGCGAGACCGAUCUUUCCUGGUCUACAACAGUCUCUCGAAGCCGCAGGUCAAGCAUGAGGAAAGGAAGACCUUCCAUGAGUGAUGUAAUUCAAGAGUACAGCGUAGCAGAUCAGAUCAAAGACGGUGAGAUAGACCUUACUAGACCUUUGACACUGACUGAGGAUUUGGGUUAUCGAAAUGCAUUUGAUAAUGUUGCGGAAAGAAAUGAACACCAGUGGGGCUCUGAGGAUCAAGAAGGCUAUUCGAUAUCGCGAACCUCGACGAGCCAUUCGAACAGAAGCAAGACAUCGACAUUCAUCGCUACUUACAGAUUACAAUGGCUUGAAUAUAUCGCCAUUAAUUUUAUCAGGCCUGCAUCAUUGGGAGCGUUACUCGGAAUCAUCGUGGCUAUGAUCCCAUGGGUCAAAGCUCUCUUCGUUCAUACCGACGUUCAUGUUCACAAUGCACCGGACGGCCAACCAGUUCUAAAUUUUCUGAUGGACUUCACUGCCUACAUCGGUAAUGCCUGUGUCCCGCUUGGGUUACUCCUACUAGGUGGCACAAUUGCUCGAUUAGAGAUCAAGAAGCUUCCGAAAGGAUUUCUAAAAGUUGCUCUCCUGAUGACAGUAUGUAGACUAAUGGUUAUCCCUAUAAUCGGUGUCGCAUGGGCAAACAAGCUCUAUAAGAUCAACUGGCUAGAGUCUACAAUAGCCAAAUUCGUCAUGAUUCUCACAUGGUCAAUGCCUAGUGCUACAGCCCAGGUUUAUUUCACUGCAUUUUACACUCCUCUGGAAGGAGCACACACACAAUUGGAUUGCCUAUCGGUGCUAAUCUUAAUGCAAUAUGCAAUACUAUUCAUUACGGUACCAUUCGUCGUUACAUACACCAUCAAAGUCGAUCUUCAAAUGUAA